Molecule: messenger RNA, 2142 nt
Organism: Knipowitschia caucasica
Lineage: Eukaryota; Metazoa; Chordata; Actinopteri; Gobiiformes; Gobiidae
Source: the annotation of a GenBank genome assembly
AUGGAAGCUGCAGAUGCCCGAGAGCUCCAGGAAAGACCACAGAGAGAACGCCGUCUCCCUACGUAUCUACUUGAUUAUGAUGUUGGAUACCCUCCACGACCCAACCAUCCUAAAGCCGCUUCAACCAGUUCCUGCUCAAGCUCCAGCAGUAAACACAGAAGCCAAUCUAGGAGAUCCGGUAGUGGCUCCUUCCGCAGCAUAGGCAGAUCAAGUAGAGGUCAUUUCCCGAACAUAGAGUUCAACUCAACGCAGUCUGCUCUUCUGGAGGAAGGGUUGAGUCAAAUCGAGCUUGAUGACCUUAGACAGGAACUAGCUGAGGACACUCAAGCAGAUAUGGAGUAUCAGCGCUUACAGCUCCAGGCUAAGGAGGCGCAGCGCGCACAAGAAGAAGCACUACUUGCUAAGGAGACUCUUCAUAAACAACUGGAUAGGAAUCGUCGCCUGCAGGAAGCCCAGAGAAGGGUGAGAAUGGCUAAACUGGUCUCCUCAGUCCUAAACACAGAUGCGCAGGCUGUUUCACCAGAGCCCUCAUUAACUCCUGAAGGCUACCUCCAGCUACCACUCAGCCACCUUCUGUGCCAAGACAACCCACACCUGUGCCAGACAACGCUCCGAGCCUUCUUCAAGCCACGCAGCCAACGCAAUAUGCUGAUUGCUUCCACUUACGGUAUUCCCAGGCCUACCCUGCCUUAUUUUGAGAGUGGACGUGAAAGCGACUUUGCCCUGCUGAAGAUGGCACUCGACAACCUCCUGAGUACCCACACUCACCUCAGUGAACAGUAUAAGUAUCAGGUACUACUCGGUCAGCUGAAGCACGCUAGCGCACUCCAACUUGCUAAAGCUCACAUGUACCACCCACAGCCCUACACCACGGCCUUGAAAGCUCUUCAAGACAAGUACGGCCAACCACGGCAGCUCGUUCAAUCUGAACUGGGUACAAUAUUGAGCAUGCCAGCUUUCAAACCAGGAGACUUUGCUGCAUUCGACUCCUUCGCCCUGGCGGUGCAGUCAUUGGUUGGAAUGCUAAGGUCACUUGAGGGUCAUAACAGUUACGAGCUGAUGUGUGGCUCUCACGUUGAUCGCCUGCUGAGCAAGAUGCCGCCACACCUCCGUGACAGCUUUGUGGAAUACUGCCUGACCCGUGGUAUCCUUCAGACAGUUGUGCAACAUCUGAACUUCAAGGGUGAUUCCGAGACCCUGGCUCUCCGGACAGUGCAUCGAAAAGUUGAACACAUUGCUGGCUCAUCUAUCUCCUUUGAGAUUUCUCCCAUUGAGAACCCCUCUGAGAGGUGGAAAUUCAAGCACCUCCCACUGAGUCCAACUUCAGCCAAUAGGAUGACUGAUCCACAGGUGGGGGAGUCGGAGGCCCUGGAGCUCGACUGUAAAAUCUGCUACAGUCGCUACAACGCCACCAACAGGAGGCCAAAAGUACUGCAGUGUGAACACAGAGUGUGUGGGCGCUGUGUGGAGAGACUACUACUGCAGAUAUGUACUACAGGAGACGUCUGGCUGAUGGUCACAUGUCCGUUCUGUCGACAGGAAACCAAAAUUCGACACAAUGAGCUGUGGCUCAUGGGAGAGGACACUCGCAUCCUUUCAGUCCUGAUUAAAGAGACUUUUCAGAGGAAGAAACCAACCCAGAUCCGAGACCAGACCAGGACUGGGACCAGGGACCAAAGCAGAGACCAGACUGUGGCCUCGUCUGGUUCUGCAGAGGUUCUGUUAAGCCCUGCCUCCCUUUCAGACUCGGACUGUCUCCUCAUCACAGUAAUGGAAGUCCCCGAAGACUCAAGCUCAUCACUGAGCAUGCUUAGUGCCAUCUAUCGUCCUCCAGGCUCUGCCCCCUUGCCUCUGUCUAAGAGCCGCAGUGUGCCGCGCUGCCUGGUGGGGGCGCUGUGCGUGUUUUACUUCUCGUCGCUGCCUCUCGGCAUUUACCUACUCAUGAGCUCACACCUGUGGGUGGGUGGGGUCUCUCAACGCUGGGGGGGCGGGGUCUGUCAGCGCUGGGUGGGCGUAGCCUUGGUGGCACUGGUACCGGUGACUCUGGUGACACUGGUAUCAUACGCGGCAUGCCACUGUCUCAUCCAGGAGGCUGUACACAGCAAACGCCAUACCCAACAUGGACGGCGCUUGUCUCCAUGA